AUGGACUUACUGGGCCCCAUGGAGAUGACGGAGGGCUCCCUCUGCUCCUUCACGGCCGCUGAUGACUUCUACGACGACCCGUGCUUCAACACGUCGGACAUGCACUUCUUUGAGGACCUGGACCCCCGGAUGGUGCACGUGGGGGGCCUGCUGAAGCCUGAGGAGCACCUGCACCACCACGGGCACCACCACGGGCACCCGCACGAGGAGGAGCACGUCCGGGCACCCAGCGGGCACCACCAGGCCGGCCGCUGCCUGCUGUGGGCCUGCAAGGCUUGCAAGAGGAAGACCACCAACGCCGACCGCCGUAAGGCUGCCACCAUGAGGGAGCGGCGGCGGCUCAGUAAGGUCAAUGAGGCCUUUGAGACCCUCAAGCGCUGCACCUCCACCAACCCCAACCAGCGCCUGCCCAAGGUGGAGAUCCUGCGCAACGCCAUCCGCUACAUCGAGAGCCUGCAGGCCCUGCUGCGGGAGCAGGAGGACGCUUACUACCCGGUGCUGGAGCACUACAGCGGGGAAUCGGAUGCCUCCAGCCCCCGCUCCAACUGCUCCGAUGGCAUGAUGGAGUACAGUGGGCCUCCUUGCAGCUCUCGCAGAAGAAACAGCUAUGACAGCAGCUACUACACAGAAUCACCAAAUGAUCCAAAGCAUGGGAAGAGUUCUGUUGUUUCCAGCCUCGAUUGCCUCUCAAGCAUUGUAGAGAGGAUUUCCACAGAUAACUCCACAUGUCCCAUACUGCCUCCAGUGGAAAGUGUUGCUGAAGGGAGUCCUUGUUCCCCCCCAGAAGGAGCGAGUCUGAAUGAUAGUGGAGCCCAAAUUCCUUCCCCCACCAACUGCACCCCACUUCCCCAGGAUAAUGGCGGCAGCAGCAGCAACCCUAUCUACCAAGUGCUAUAA
Messenger RNA from Gavia stellata (red-throated loon), 897 nucleotides. It is a transcript of the gene MYOD1, whose product is annotated as myogenic differentiation 1. Bases 1 to 897 code for a protein of 298 amino acids. NCBI's taxonomy places the organism in Eukaryota, Metazoa, Chordata, Aves, Gaviiformes, Gaviidae. The transcript has 3 exons. Gene Ontology annotation, biological process: muscle organ development; regulation of transcription by RNA polymerase II; positive regulation of myoblast differentiation. Gene Ontology annotation, molecular function: RNA polymerase II cis-regulatory region sequence-specific DNA binding; DNA-binding transcription factor activity, RNA polymerase II-specific; protein dimerization activity. The record is from RefSeq and is a predicted model, not a curated record.